UCAGGCACACCGGGGCUUUACACCGAUUUCCGUGAUAUCUUAAAGGUUUUCGACCCCGAAUCCGCGAUCUGUGUCUUGUUCGCAUCCCGUCAUUCGUUGGUGGGCCCGUCAACAUGUGUGGCAUUUUCGGUUACGUCAACUACCUGGUGGAAAAGGACCGGAAGUUUAUCAUUGACACCCUGAUCAACGGUCUUUCCCGGCUCGAGUAUCGCGGUUACGACUCUGCCGGUCUCGCCAUCGAUGGCGACAAGAAGAAGGAGGUUUAUGCCUUCAAGGAGGUUGGCAAGGUCGCAAAGCUCAAGCAGCUCAUAGAUGAGUCGCAACUCGACCUGACCAAGACCUUCGAUUCGCACUGCGGCAUUGCCCACACACGCUGGGCCACGCAUGGCCCGCCGUCCCGGGUGAACUGCCAUCCUCACAGGUCCGACCCGAACUGGGAGUUUUCCAUUGUUCACAAUGGCAUCAUCACCAACUACAAGGAGCUAAAAACCCUGCUUGAGAGCAAGGGCUUCAGGUUCGAGACCGAGACGGAUACCGAGUGCAUUGCCAAGCUGGCCAAGUACAUCCAUGACCAGCACCCGAAUAUCGGCUUCACCGACCUAGCCAAGGCCGUUAUCAACGAACUUGAAGGCGCCUACGGACUGCUGAUCAAGAGCGUGCACUACCCUCACGAGGUGAUUGCCGCUCGCAAGGGCUCGCCGCUGGUCAUUGGUGUCAAGACACAGAAGCGCAUGAAGGUCGACUUCGUCGAUGUCGAGUACGCCGAUGAGAACAGCCCGCUGCCCGCCGAGACGGCGUCGCAGAAUGUGGCCCUGAAGAAGUCCACCGCAGGGAGCCUGCUCUCCCCUAACGGCCUGCUGGGUGCCCCAGACAAGUCGCUGCUUCACCGUUCGCAGUCGCGGGCCUUCAUGACAGAUGACGGCCUGCCAAUGCCCACCGAGUUCUUCUUGUCGUCGGAUCCGUCGGCCAUCGUGGAACACACCAAGAAGGUUAUGUACCUCGAGGACGACGAUAUCGCGCACAUCCAUGAGGGUUCGCUGAAUAUCCACCGCCUGAGGAAAGCGGAUGGCAGCAGCAAUGUGCGCGCGAUCCAGACGCUCGAGCUUGAGCUGCAGGAGAUCAUGAAGGGCAAGUUCGACCACUUCAUGCAGAAGGAGAUCUUCGAGCAGCCCGAAUCGGUCGUCAACACGAUGCGUGGCCGUCUUGACAUCGGCAACAAGACGGUAACCCUGGGUGGGUUGCGCAGCUACAUCAGCACCAUCCGCCGCUGCCGCCGCAUAAUCUUCAUUGCCUGUGGCACUUCGUACCACAGCUGCAUGGCUGUCCGCGGCAUCUUUGAGGAGCUCGUAGAAAUCCCAAUUGCCGUGGAGCUCGCUUCAGACUUUUUGGACCGUCAAGCGCCCGUCUUCCGGGACGACACAUGCGUUUUUGUGUCGCAGUCUGGCGAGACGGCCGACUCUUUGAUGGCGCUGAGAUACUGCUUGGAGCGCGGAGCCCUGACCGUUGGUAUUGUCAACGUGGUCGGUUCGAGCAUCUCGCUCCUGACGCAUUGCGGCGUGCACGUCAAUGCGGGACCCGAAAUCGGUGUUGCAUCAACCAAGGCCUACACUUCGCAGUUCAUCGCCAUGGUCAUGUUCGCCUUGUCUCUGAGCGAGGAUCGGGCUUCCAAGCAGAAGCGGCGUGAGGAAAUUAUGGAAGGCCUCAGCAAGAUCAGCGACCAGAUCAAGUUGGUUCUCGAGCAGGACAAGAAGAUUAAGGCGCUGUGUGAGAAGACGUUCAAGAACCAGAAGAGUCUUCUCCUCCUCGGUCGCGGUAGCCAGUACAGCACAGCGCUGGAAGGCGCCCUCAAGAUCAAGGAAAUCAGCUACCUGCACUGCGAGGCUGUCAUGAGCGGUGAGCUCAAGCACGGUGUGCUCGCGCUGGUGGACGAAAACCUGCCCAUCAUUAUGAUUUUGACCCGGGACAGCCUCUUCAAGAAGAGCCUGAACGCCUACCAACAAGUCACUGCCCGUGGCGGCAAACCUAUUGUGAUUUGCAACACCGGCGAUGAGGAGUUCAAGGAGAACCAGGCCGAGAGGAUCGAGGUACCCAAGACGGUGGAUUGUCUGCAAGGCAUCUUGAACGUCAUUCCACUUCAGCUGAUCGCCUACUGGCUUGCCGCUAUGGAAGGCCUGAAUGUCGACUUCCCCCGGAACCUCGCCAAGUCGGUGACUGUCGAGUGAGCACCGACAGGCGAGUGAGGCGAGUCACGGAGCAACAGGAAGCCGUCCAUGUCCCCUUCUGGGCUUGGAUAGCCGACUCUGGACUAGCAUGUAUUAGUAUUCGUUGACUACAGUACCAUCCGCUGGUUAGGAGUUGACGGGAGAACAAUCGGGGUAAGGGUCCCGGAAAACUCAACAGCGUUGCGGGUCCGUAAUAUUUGGUUUGGGCACACAGGGUUUUGUCGGUGGAUUUCAUUUGGGCCGGAGAACUCUAGCGAUAGCAUCAGGUAGUAUUGUCACAUGCAGUGUCAUGCGUUAUGCGAUAAUUGAGGAUGCAGUCACAGAGACCACACCAGUAUUUCCGCAUUUCUAAUGUUACAGAAGUUUCAC
Messenger RNA from Canariomyces notabilis, 2591 nucleotides. Its product is annotated as isomerising glucosamine-fructose-6-phosphate aminotransferase. Bases 114 to 2222 code for a protein of 702 amino acids. The record is from RefSeq and is a predicted model, not a curated record. The transcript is spliced from 5 exons. Lineage: Eukaryota; Fungi; Ascomycota; Sordariomycetes; Sordariales; Chaetomiaceae. Gene Ontology annotation, molecular function: L-glutamine:D-fructose-6-phosphate transaminase (isomerizing) activity; carbohydrate derivative binding. Gene Ontology annotation, biological process: UDP-N-acetylglucosamine metabolic process; fructose 6-phosphate metabolic process; protein N-linked glycosylation.